GAUUAUAUGAAAGGUCCUGAUACCUAAAGACGUUCUUCAAUUCACUCGUGAAAAGAUUCCACCUCUACCUUGGGACAUGAGCCAGCUUUUCACCCUUAAAUUUUCUAGACAAUCAUAGGACAAUCAAGAUGCUCGAAAACGAUUCGAGAUCCCUUGUUGCGGGAGUUACAGCUCUCGUUUUGGUUCUUCUCCUCACACUGCCCUCGUUGAUUGGAAUUGCAUCCCACUUACGGGAACCCAAGCCAAAAUCCACCAAGUAUGAGGAUAAAGAUGGCGUUGCCACUGAGAAAUCGGUGGCGGAAUAUUCUGCAAAAAUCCCAAAGAUCUCUCUUGGCAUCUUCACAGUUACCGGCCUUUCUCUAUCGAUUGCCUUGGCUGUUCUUGGUCUUGUAGGGCAAGAUGAUGGAUUGUUCAUUGAGAAUUGGAUCAAUGUUGCGCAAUGGUCCCUAAUCGUUCUCCAAACCAUUGCCAUUUCCCUGAUCCGAAAUCCCGUCAAAAGUUACGACUGGGGAGUAUACUCGGCAGUUUCAAGCAUCUUUCUUUUCGCUGUCUUGUUGUUUGAGGACGGACUCAUCGCACAGAAAAAUGAAGCCGAAGAGAGCUUCGGAACAUCAGAGCAGAAUGCCCUUCGAAUUGUACAGCUCGCUCUCGUUAUUCUGGCUGCUGGUGCUGGUAUUUCUAUCCCAAGACGACCACAGGUGUUCUACGAUGGAACACCCGUGGAUGCUAUGUAUACGGUCUCUGCUCUGGGCCGAUACAGCUUCUCAUGGUGUGCCCAUCUUCUUCGCCUUUCAAGAACAAAGAAUCGUCUUGAACUUGAAGAUCUGCCCAAGAUGGACCACCUCACUCGUUCCAAGGAUCUCAGUAAUGCGUGGGCCCACCGGAACCAUACGAAGAAACUUUGGAUUGAAGUGUUCCUCGCACACAAAGUAGCUUUCAUAAUUCAAUGGAUACUCACUCUCUUACAAGCCUUCGGCAACUUUGCUCCUCAGUUCGUCACGUACCAUAUCCUGAUGAUCUUGGAGAAGAAGAAACCUGGGGAUUCUGUCACGGCUGAAGCAUGGAUCUGGGUUGUGACGCUUACACUUGCUACAGUUGGAGCAUCCUGGAUCGAAUCUUGGCUGUUUUGGAUCUCGUGGUCUGAAGUUGCCAUUCCAAUUCGAGCGCAAUUAUCCGCUCUCAUCUUCCAGAAGGCGAUGCGACGCAAAGAUGUGAAAGGUGCUUCCAAGGCUCCGAAGAAAGAGAAUGGUGAUGGCCCAGACAUGUCCGAUGCUUCCAACAAUGCCACGGCUGGAGAUAAACCCGAAAUCGAGACUGAGGAAGAUACAGAGCCGAAGGGAAAGCAGUCCACUGUCAAUCUCAUUGGUGUAGACACCAAGCGAGUCUCCGAUUUCUGCUCUUUCAACAACUAUUUUGCUGGCAGUCUCUUCAAAUUGAUUGUUUCAUUUGCAUUCUUGAUCAGUAUCAUUGGCUGGAAAGCCUUGCUUUGCGGGUUUGCUGCCAUGUCCCUUACUAUUCCUCUCAACAUAUACUUCAGCAAGCGGUACUCGGAUGCUCAGGAUCGACUUAUGAAGGUUAGAGAUACUAAGAUGGGUGUAGUUACUGAAGCUUUGCAAGGCAUUCGCCAGAUCAAGUUCUCGGCACUAGAAGACAACUGGCACGCAAAGAUUGGGAAGGUUCGAGAAAGAGAGCUUGGUGAACAAUGGAGCGUCUAUGUGGCCGACACCUUUUUGCUAUUCUGCUGGAUUACAAGUCCAAUCGCCCUUGCCGCCACGUCACUCGCUGUCUACUCAAUCAUGAAUGGCGAGCUCCAACCGUCCGUUGCAUUUACUGCCAUUGGGGUCUUUGGCAAUCUCGAAGUCACCCUAGCUGUCAUUCCCGAACUCACCACCGAUCUCAUCGAUGCCUGGAUCUCUGUGGAGCGUAUUGAGAAGUACCUCAAUGCCCCCGAGAUCAGCAAGAACACAAGUGCGGCUCCAAACAUCUCAUUCGAAAAUGCUUCAAUUGCUUGGCCUUCCGACGAAGAGAAGGAAGAUGACGAUCUCAGAUAUGUCCUAAGAAACAUCAAUGUCUCCUUCCCUGACAACGAACUCAGUGUCGUGAGUGGAAAGACAGGUACAGGGAAGAGUCUUCUGCUGGCUUCGAUCCUUGGAGAAGUCGACGUGCUAGCGGGAACAAUCAGCGUCCCUCAGGCACCUCACACUCGAGAUCGUCAUGAUCAUCUUGCGAAUAAAGACAAUUGGAUCAUUCCUUCCUCCAUAGCAUUCGUUGCACAGAUACCUUGGAUCGAGAACGCCAGCAUCAAGGACAAUAUCUUGUUCGGUCUCCCGUACGAUAACUAUAGAUACAACAAAGUCAUUGAGGUUUGUGCAUUGAGGAAGGAUCUGGAUAUGCUCACUGAUGGAGAGAAUACUGAAAUUGGGGCCAACGGUAUCAACUUGAGCGGUGGACAGCGAUGGAGAGUCACAUUUGCUCGUGCUUUGUACUCUCGAGCUGGUAUAUUGGUCCUCGACGACAUCUUUAGUGCCGUGGACGCGCACGUUGGACGAUUCAUUUUCGAGAAGGGCCUAACUGGUGAACUUGGCGUUGGGCGUACACGAAUUCUCGUGACACAUCAUGUCGCGCUCUGCAAGUCCAAGACUAAAUAUAUUGUUGAGCUUGGUGAUGGGACUGUCGAGAAUGCAGGCAUGGUCCAGGAAUUAGAGGCUGAAGGCACACUUCAGCAAAUCAUCAGCCACGAAGAGAAUGAAGUCGGACAUGAAGGAGACGAGGAUCCAACCGCUGUCAAUUCUGAAGAAUCAUCUGAUGGAGACACGAUAGAGACUUUACAGAAGAUCGAUUCCAAGAAGGCUACACCUAAGAAGUUCGUCGAGGAUGAGAAGCGCGAGAGAGGUAGAGUCAAGACUGGCAUCUACUUGGAAUACUUGAGAUCUAGUGGGGGUGCUCCUUUCUGGGCUUUGGCUUUCUUCAUUUUUGCAGGAAUGCAGGUACUUGUUACAGGUCGCUCAUGGUGGCUACGACUGUGGACCGGGGAGGAUGAGCAACAUACGAGCGUUAAACAUUCCAUGACCUAUUCCUUCCAAAUUCACGACUUGGGCCGCCUGAGCACUUCCUCCGUGGCUGGUAGUCCAACAUCGUCGUCUCAUCCCCUAUCAUACUAUCUCAGCGUGUACAUCGUUCUCGCAAUUGCGUCGGCUCUGCUAGGGACUUUCAGAUACUUCUAUGUCUAUACCGGUUCUAUUCGAGCAUCUCGCCGCUUAUUUGAUGAUCUCUGUUUUACGAUUUUGCGGACCCCUCUUCGAUGGAUGGACACUGUACCGCUAGGCAGAAUCUUGAAUCGCUUUACGGCGGAUUUCAAUGUUGUGGAUUCUCGUCUGGCUAACGAUAUUGGCUUUGGAGGUAACAAUGUCUUCCGAUUGAUUGGCGUUAUAGUUGCAGGAACCUUCGUAUCACCCUACGUGAUUCUUCUCUCUCUGGCCCUCCUGACGGUGUGCGUAUAUAUCGCGCGACUAUAUCUGACAGGUGCUCGAGAAGUCAAACGCCUAGAAUCAAAUGCCAAAUCUCCCGUCUUCGAACAAUUCGGUUCUGCACUCACAGGUGUUGGCACCAUCAGAGCCUUUGACAAAACCGACGUGUACAUUCAGCGCAUGUUCUCCAAGAUCGAUGAUCACUCAACUUCCUUCUGGCAUCUGUGGGCUUUCAAUCGCUGGAUGGGAUGGAGGAUGUCAGCCGUUGGUGGCCUUUUUGCCACAUUCGUCGCUAUUAUGAUCCUCCUUAUUGAUGGCAUUGAUGCAGCACUCGCUGGUUUCGCGCUUUCCUUUGCUUUGGAUUAUGGAUCAGUGGUUAUCUGGACUAUCCGCCAUUACACAAAUCUGGAGCUUGACAUGAAUGCUGCGGAGCGCAUCAUUGAGUAUAGCAGACUUCCCACGGAAUCUCUUGAAGGUGCUGAUCCUCCUGCUGCCUGGCCUAGUGAAGGUAGACUUGAGGUCGACGAUCUCAUUGUCGGCUAUGCACCGGAUCUGCCACCUGUUCUGAAAGGCUUGUCCUUCAGCGUGGAGCGUAACGAGCGCGUUGGGGUUGUGGGUCGUACUGGCGCUGGCAAGUCAUCACUCACCUUGGCACUAUUCCGAUUCUUAGAAGCUAGACAAGGAAGUGUUCAUAUCGAUGGACUGGAUAUCUCAAAAAUCAAGCUCCAGGCUCUGCGUUCACGGCUAGCUAUCAUUCCCCAAGAUCCUGUCCUCUUCUCUGGAACAGUCCGCAGCAAUCUCGACGCAUUUGACGACCACGAAGAUAGUGAAUUGAGAGAUGCACUCCAACGAGUCCAUCUCGUUUCGUCAGCUGAAGCAGAGGCUCUGAGCGCUCACGCAUCAGCUCUCAACACCGGCCUCAACACCCCGACAGAAGGCUCCAUCACACCAACACCGUUCAAGAACACAAAUCCAUUCACCUCCCUCACCUCUCCGAUUACAGAAGGUGGUCUCAACCUCUCCCAAGGACAACGUCAACUUCUCUGCCUCGCCCGCGCCAUCGUCUCCCGCCCCAAAAUCAUGGUCUUAGACGAAGCCACCUCCGCAGUGGACAUGGCAACCGAUGCACUGAUCCAACGCUCUAUCCGAGAGGAAUUCGGCGAUUCAACACUAAUUGUGAUUGCGCACCGUCUCAGCACCAUCGCAGACUUCGACAAGAUAUUAGUCCUAGAUGAUGGCAAGGUUGCAGAAUUCGGAAGUCCGAAGGAGUUGUUCGCGCUUGAGAAUGGCGUGUUCAGGGGAAUGGUUGGGGAGAGUGGUGAGAGGGAAAAGUUGGAGAGUAUUACCAGUGGUACUGGUAGUUGAGAAGCGAAAAUGGGGCCCUGAUGAGGGAAUAGACAGCGUUGAGGAUUUGGAUGGUGUUUCUGGAACUCGUUUCGGCUUCGCGAUCGGAUUUGUAUAUAUAUGUUCGUUUCGAUAAAAUUCAUGGA
Molecule: messenger RNA, 4957 nt
Organism: Mollisia scopiformis
Lineage: Eukaryota; Fungi; Ascomycota; Leotiomycetes; Helotiales; Mollisiaceae
Product: putative ABC bile acid transporter
Exons: 7
Coding region: 129-4832 (1567 amino acids)
Biological process (GO): transmembrane transport
Cellular component (GO): membrane
Molecular function (GO): ATP binding; ABC-type transporter activity; ATP hydrolysis activity
Source: RefSeq, a predicted model, not a curated record